CAACAACCGCACAGGCUGCGCCCUCUCUUCCCACAACAAACACGACGAAUCAUGCUUGAGCAGACCAACAAGCUACAAGAGAAAUACGACUCGGUACUCGGAUGCACGCGUCUGCUGACUGAGGCACAUGCAGCCUUGAUUCGCUCCGUCAAAGACCUGAAUGAGUAUGUUCAAGAAACUCACCCUGAGCUAGACACGGAGGCCUCCGUUUCUACGCUCGUCGCGCCUUCGAAUGCUGCGCCUGCUACCCACGAAGCGCCGGUCAUUCCGGGGUCCGCUUCGAAGAAGAAGGAGAAGAAGGAAAAGAAGGUGCGUGAUCCAGAUAUGCCCAAACGCCCUGUCACUGCCUUUUUCCACUUCCAAAACGCAAUCAGGCAGGAGAUGAAGAAUUCUCUGCCCGACUCGGCCUCAGCAGCUGACGUGCAGCAAGCACUGGCGGCGAAAUGGAAGGAAAUGGACACAGAAGCGAGGAAGCCUUAUGUGGCAGCCAAUGAGGAGGCCUUACGAGCCUACACCAGAGAGAUGGACACUUACAACAAGAGUCACGGCAUUGCGCCCAAGCAAGCCCCAGCCAAGAAGACCACGCCAGCGGCAGAACCAUCUUCUCCAAAUACUUCGCCCUCUGCCGAAGAUGAAGAGGAUGAUGUGGCCGCCGCUUCUGUUUUACAAGAUGUUCCUUCGACUCCCAAGUCUUCCAAGAAACGAGGACGACCCGCCAAGAAGGAUGGGCAACCCAGUGCCAAAAAGGUGAAGACACCUGCCCAGGAGGCACCUGCUGAAACACCAAAGGCAGAGAAGAAGAAGAAGGAGCGAAAGAAGAAGUCGGCCGAGCAGAGUGCUUGAGUUGUGCCGCCCGGCCUUUUUCGUAGAGCCUCUCUGUAUUAAUAUUGUCCUUUAG
This is a messenger RNA of Protomyces lactucae-debilis, 898 nucleotides long. Its product is annotated as high mobility group box domain-containing protein. Bases 52 to 843 code for a protein of 263 amino acids. Lineage: Eukaryota; Fungi; Ascomycota; Taphrinomycetes; Taphrinales; Protomycetaceae. The record is from RefSeq and is a predicted model, not a curated record. The transcript has 2 exons.